Mesocricetus auratus (golden hamster) is the source of this 2326-nucleotide messenger RNA. It is a transcript of the gene Tcp11l2, whose product is annotated as t-complex 11 like 2. Bases 264 to 1739 code for a protein of 491 amino acids. The transcript is spliced from 10 exons. Gene Ontology annotation, biological process: signal transduction. The record is from RefSeq and is a predicted model, not a curated record. NCBI's taxonomy places the organism in Eukaryota, Metazoa, Chordata, Mammalia, Rodentia, Cricetidae.
UUAAAUACCGCGUGGGGUGGCCGGAGGGCUCCGGAGUUGACAGGCUGGUGAGCCGCCCUCUGUGUGCGGUCCCGGGAGGGGACAGCAGAGCCCCGCCACCCCGGACACCCCGGCCAGCCCGGCUCCCACCCUCGAGUGUCUGCGCGGGAUCUGGGGGUGAUACAAGAUGCCUUUGAAUGGUGAGAAGCAGUGUGUGAACGAAGAUCAGCAGAGUGAUUCAGAGUCUUCCCGGUUCUCCGAAAGCAUGGCUUCGCUCAGUGACUAUGAGUGUUCCAGGCAGAGCUUCACCAGCGAUUUCUCCAGCAAAUCCAGCUCUCCUGCCUGUGAGCAACAGGGAGCAAGCAACAAGCCCUCCCAGGGGUGUAAUGUUUGAUGAUGUGAUGGCUGCAGCCAAGAAUUUAUCAGACAUGACUCUCGCUCAUGAAAUAGCUGUAAAUGAGAACUUCCAGUUGAAGCAAAAUGCCCUCCCAGAGAACAGCCUUGCUGGUCAAGUGAAGCGUGUUGUUCACCAGGCUUUCUGGGAUGUCUUGGAAGCAGAUCUCAGUGCUGAGCCUCCCCAGUAUGAAUAUGCCAUCAGACUGUUUGAAGAAAUCAGGGAGAUUCUCCUCUCUUUUCUCAUGCCUGGUGGGAACAGGCUUCACAACCAGAUAUGUGAGGUUUUGGACAUUGACCUCAUUCGAAAGCAGGCUGAGCACAGUGCUGUUGACAUCCAGGGUCUGGCCAACUAUGUCAUCAACACCAUGGGGAAGAUGUGUGCUCCUGUGAGAGAUGAAGACAUCAGAGAGUUGAAGGCUACUACCAACAUCGUAGAGAUGCUGAGACAAAUAUUCCGUGUCUUGGACCUCAUGAGAAUGGACAUGACAAAUUUUGUCAUUAGGAAUAUUAGACCUCACAUUCAACAUCAUUUGGUGGAAUAUGAGAGAAACAAAUUCCAGGAAAUUUUAGAAGAAACUCCAAAUGCCCUCAGUCAGACUACAGAAUGGCUGAAAGAGUCUAUAGAUGAAGAACUCCUUUCUGAGACUGUUGUAUCUCCUGGAACUGAACAGAGUCCCACGGCAAGCCUAAGCCCUCUGUUGGUGCUAAAUAAUUGUUACUUGAAAUUACUUCAGUGGGAUUAUCAGACAAAAGUCUUACCAGAGACACUCGUGACAGAUGGAACACGGCUUCAAGAAGUGACAGAAAAGCUGACUCAAUUGAAAAUGAUAGCCUGCUUGUCCCUAAUUACCAACAACAUGGUGGGUGCUGUCACAGAAGGCCUCCCUGAGCUUGCAAACAGGUUAAAAAGGAUUUCAGCUGUUCUACUCGAAGGCAUGAAUAAAGAGACCUUUAACUUGAAGGAAGCCCUGAAUUCUAUUGGUGUUCAGACUUGUGCUGAAGUUAAUAAGGCCCUGAAAGAGAGAGGCUCGCCCACUUUAAAUGCUGAGGUUCAAGCUAAUCUCAUCGGUCAGUUUUCAACCCUUGGAGAGAAGGACAAUCCUGUCUGUACCUUGAUGGAUAAACGGAUCCGGUUGUACAUGAAAAGCCUGCUUUGUCUUCCAAACACCCAGAAAAGCAUGCCUCCCAUGCCAGGGGGCCUUAGUGUCAUUCAUCAGGAGCUGGAGUUGCUUGGCUGUCAAUACGCAAACAUUGUGAAUCUCAACAAACAGGUGUAUGGACCAUUUUAUGCAAAUAUAUUCCGAAAGCUGCUCUUCCGGGAUGAAACUGUGGGGAAGAUAGAUGCUUCACUUCCAACUAACUAAAGAGAUGGAGAUUGGCAUUUGGUACACUGUCCAUUUCUACCAAUAGCAUUUUAGAUGGCGCACAUUCUCAGUGUUGUCUGUAGAGCAGUGUUAGGCUGAAUCUGUGUACUCUGGUAAUGCUAGCAUCACAGAGGGGCCACACAUCCCACAGUCUCUUUUGUGUAUCAUUUCCAAGUUCAAGGCAGACGCUUUAAUGAAGAUAAGUAAUUUGUAAUGAGUUCUAUCACCAGAAUUAUACUUAACACUGGUGUUUUCUUAAAUAUUUUUAUUGAGUACUUCUAUCUAGCUUGUUCAUUCAGCCUGAAAGGAGUUGUUUUUGUUUAGAUACUUGACUAUGCUACAGUUGCCUGCAGGAUACAAUGUGCAAACACUUAAGAAUGCAUUGAAAAUGAAGGGCAUUCUGCUUCAUAUUUUGUUAAGUGACAAAGUAAAUUUGUAUCUCGAGUCUGGACUUAGCCAAGUACAUUUAUUAGGAUUUUUAACCUUGGCUCUUGGCAUGUUUAUUUAGUUUCUAGUUAAAUGCUCACUUCCACUUUUGAGACUUUCUUAACAUGGUUGUUUUGUAAUAAAAACUUUAUUAAACAACA